AUGAUUGGUGAAAUUGACAGUAAUAAUAAUAAUAAUAACAAAUGUAAAAAUGUUAAUCUUCCAAAUAUAUUACAAAAGUUGAUUAUAAGAUACUGUUGGCAAUCGGAUCCAACAGUAUAUCAAUUAAAAAGACGUGUUUUUACAUUGGUUUGUUGGAGAUGGUUUAAAGAGAUUGCUUUCUAUUUCGAUUCUCUGGUUAUGUUCUAUAGUGAUUUAAGUAUCAUUACUGAAUUCCAACAGCAUCUCACCUCAAAAUACAAUAUUUAUAAUGAGAGUUACCAGAACCAACAAAUACAAUCAAUAAAACUAUACAACAAUGUAAAUAGAAUAGAGCACUACCGUACUCCAACUGCUCAAUCCAAUCAAAUCAUACAAUCAUUCUUUCAACAUCUACAUCCAUCACUCAACCUAAUAAAGUUAUUUAAAUCACCACUACAAGAAGAUCUAUUUAAUAAUAUUAUACAAGUAUUAUUUAACAAUAACAAUAGCGACAACAACAACAAUAAUAAUGAAAAUAAUAUCAUUAAUAAUAAUAUAAAGAAAUAUUCAUAUUUUGAUAUGUUUCAUUUGGGUGUAGAUGGAUUAUCUGUAAUAUAUGAACGUUUGACUGAUAUCAAAACAUUUGAUAGUGUAUCAUUCAACUGCUUGAGAAUAUCGAAUCAGAUUGUUAAAUUUCUUAAACAACAUUCAACACAUCUCCAACAAGUUAAGCUAAAGGGUAUGCGAACUCUUCCAACCAAUCUAUUCUCCAAGGAGAGAGCUUUGUCCUAUAAGUGCUUGACUCGCUUAGAUCUGGUUUGGCUCAAUGUCUCUGAGAGCUUUAUGGAGUUCCUCGAGGAACUACCGGCACUGAAGAUUCUACAGUUCGGUAUGUUCAUCACUCCAUAUAGUGAGACCAAUAAAUCACUGCUGGACAAGCGAUUCGCCCGCAAUGGAUAUACGGUUGCCUCUGAAAUACUUGCCAGUUGUAUGCAGCACAUGACCAAACUCCGCAAGUUUGUUAUCGAGUACCACAUGUCGGUCGGAAGUCGCUAUCACUACAAGCCGAUACUCGAUAUCAUUAAGCAAGGCAAGCUAAAGAGUCUGGAGUAUCUCUCGUUAUGCGAUGUCGACAGCAAGGAGCUUCCAGAGGUAUUGGAGCUAUACAAACUACAACCAAAGCUUACCGAGCUUAGAUUAUCACUAAAAGAGAAUGAGCGAACAUUCCUAGUAAAAGCUUCCAUCUUCCCAUUUAUCCAACAACUCAAACCAAAAUACGAUAUCAAUUACUACUCGAAUAGAGAUAUCACAACCUUUCAUUGUGCCCGACAUCAUCAAUUAUCAGAAUACUAA
Heterostelium album PN500 is the source of this 1332-nucleotide messenger RNA. RefSeq lists its product as uncharacterized. The transcript has 2 exons. Bases 1 to 1332 code for a protein of 443 amino acids. The record is from RefSeq and is a predicted model, not a curated record. Lineage: Eukaryota; Evosea; Eumycetozoa; Acytosteliales; Acytosteliaceae.